UGGGUUGCUUUGUUUUCAACAGCUAGCUGAGGCAAUCGGACCAUUUUUUCUCUCAAUAAAAACGACUCCCGCGGCCAGAGUUCCGGGUUUUUCGCUAUCUUGCCCCCGCCCCCGUCCACCACCGUUACCGUGCGCCGUUUGUCCGUUUGGUCGUGGCUGCGCUGCUCCUGGUAGUGGGUGCGAGUUCCCGCUGCUGCUCGUUCCGCAGGUUCCCGAACAACGCGAGCAGCACGGCCGUAAGUGCGUAAUUUGUGUGUGUCGUGUUUUUUCACGGUUCCCCGCGAAUCAUGUUUCGGCCAGGAAACAGCAGGAAGCAGCUGGGCAAACGGCAAACGGCGGACAAUGGUAACGGUGGUGGCAACGCGCUGAAGAAGCUCCGGACGGAUCAGCAGGUCCCGACGUUCGACGAUGAAUCGGGGUCAGCGGUCGGGGCGGUGGCGGGGGGACUCGCCACCGCGGCAGCGGCCACUGCUGACGGCCGGGAGCGAGUGGAGGGAGAGGGAGACGGAACGACGGCCGGAUCCAGUCCGGUCAGCCGGAACGGGCGGCGCAUCGUUCGUGGCCAGACGGGCACCGUGUUGCUCGAUUGUGAAAUUCCUCGCUACGGUACUCCGGUCGAGCGGAAGCGCUGCCGUAUGGCCGGUGACUACAUCAUUGGCCAUGAACUCGGUUCAAGCCCGGGCGUCCCCCAGACGCAGUAUCUAGCGCGAAAAGCAGGCACCGACGAGUACUAUCUACUGAAGAUGCUGAGCUUCGAUCCGGAAACCGAGGUUGUGGACAAGGAAACGUUGCAGGGCAAGUUGCUGCUGCACACCGAGUACACGCUGCUGUCGAUGUUGGCCGAUCUGGAAGGUGUUAUCCAUCAGCACGGGUUCUUUAGUGAUUUUGCGUUCGAAGAGCGGCAACGCGAACUCCCGGACGGUACGAUGCAGUCCAUCUAUACUGGCCGCAUCCGGCGCCGUCUCAUUCUCGUGCUGGACUGUGUGCACGCGCACGAGUUCUGCGAGCGUUCGGCCGACUACGUUAGUCUGCAGCGGUACAUCUCCAUCACCAAGUACACGGAGAUGGAGGCACUGAGGUGGUUCUACAAGGUGGUACGGAUCGUCGAGCAGCUGCACGAUCGGAACGUUAUCCAUCGCGAUCUCAAGCUGAACAACAUCGUGCUGAACCGACGCACCAAGCGCGUCCUGCUGACGAACUUCAUACUCGCCAAGCAUCUGAUCAACGAGAACGAGUGUCUGCUGGACCAACGGGGCAGUCCGGCGUACAUCUCGCCCGACGUACUCGCCGGCAGACCGUACCUGGGCAAACCGUCCGACAUGUGGGCCCUGGGUGUGAUCCUGUACACGAUCAUCUACGGGAAAUUUCCGUUCCUAGACACCACUCCGUCGGCACUGUUUCGCAAGAUUCGUGAAGCGGAUUACACCAUUCCGAGUGGCUUCAAAACAUCGGAUCGUACAAACAGACUGAUCAAAUCGAUGCUAACCCUCAAUCCGGAUGAACGUUCUACGGCCACCGAGGUGCGGGUGCAGCUCGAGCAGAUACUGCACUCGAUGCGUGCGCCCCGUGUCGAGCGGGAUCAGAUUGUUCCCGAGUUUAUCGAUGACCAACAGACGGGGAACGGUGGCAACGGAGGUGAAACCGGUGAUCAGGCCCCACCGAGUGACAUGAUUGUGCGAGGCAGCGAAUCCCCUUCCACGAACAAUCUGAUCUUGGAACGCCCAAUGCAGACCGGUUCACCGAAGCACGAGCUCUCGACGGAACAGUUUUCCCGCGUACUGGAAACCUCGAUGGCCAGUGGAAUCAAUGGAGGCGCCAACGCAGGUCACGGAUGUUUGCGUCGGAACGGUGAUGGAGCGUUUCUCAAACCGAAGGUGGUAGUCCAUAAGACGGUGCGGGUUGCCCCAUCGAAUGGCCAAUCGCCGACAACGACAACAACCACCACGACGACAACGACGACCACGUUAACUCCGGUUGCUCCGGGUCCGGGACCGGCAGUCGGUAGAGCCGAACAGGUGCCUGGAGCGGUCGAGUUACUCCAGCUGGCCAGUCGUGCUGCACCAGCGGCAGCGGCAAAUGCAGGCAGUGGUGGCGGAGGGCCACAGCGUAAUCGUUUGAAUUUCAAUCUGAAUCUACACGUUCGUCGUGUACAAUCUUCUCGGCCGUACAAUAGUUCGACCCGACCCUGCCCGGGGACAACUUCCGUGACCGUCAUUCGUGGUGCAGGAAACCGUGGUAGCAACCAACAGGGACUCAAUCAGCAGCAGCAGCAGCAGCAGCAGGGGAAUAGCGGUAGUAGCAGCAAUGCUUCCUCCCCUCCGCUAAGCCUUAGCCAAACGAUCCGUAUGCUCAACAUGAUGCCCUACACGGUGACGGUAACCAGUUCCUCCUCGGUACCGGCUACCAGCGGAGAAUCGGAGCCUCUAGCAGCGGCCACUGCUUCGGCAUCAGCUGCUGCUCCUGCCGCUACCGGCCCACGUCUGAAGCCGUUGGUGGCGCUGCACCGGGCUAUGCCGCGCAUUCAUGCGCUACUCAUGACUCGCUCCACGGUCUCGGCCAGCAACACUGCCGACGGAGCAUCACUGCCCGAUUUCGACGGCAUCAUAACGAGCGAGAUGGCCGACAAGAUCAUCAUGUUUCUGAUCAACAGUCUGCGCCAUCACGAACCGGUGGCCAGCGUGGUCGCCGCAGGUUUCACGAGUACGGCAGCUAUCGGAUCGAUCAUGCCGGGAGUUCGCGUCAACAGCGUUCUCGAGAUACUGCGCCAGCUGGGCAUACGGAUGGGCGCGUCGGCAAGUGGUCAGAUUGUGAUCCGUCCGCAGCAAUCGGGGGAACGGCGUGCAAUGCUUAGCUGUCUGCUGCAGAUCGCGGGCCAUAACGAUCGCUACAUACAAUCGGUUUAGGUGACCGGACGGACCGUGCAAUCGCUCUGUGUUCCUUUUUUUCGCCGGGAAUCCGUUUUUCUUUGCUUCUUCGGUGAGUGAGAGACCAACGAUGUGUAGAAGGGAGGAAGAGAACAGGAAAGACGCGCGCCUAAGUCGAUACUGGCGGCUCUUCUCUGGUAGUUCUUUUCGAUUUUUUUUGUGACUGACUACGUGGGUCCCGAUUGAUCCGCUUCUUAUUGAUCGGAACAAACGGUGGCCGUUCGUACGUGGAUGGGCUCUGGCCGUAAUCUGGGUGUUUUUCUUCUUUUUUUUUAAUGUUCGUAGAUAACAAAACUAGCGUAGCGUAAGAUUCUAAUAUUUCCUAACAUGUAACAGCAACUGCGGGGGGAGAAUAUCCUGUGUCGACACAAAAAAAACCACACACACCACACGGACACAUUCUAAUGCGUAUCUAGAUGAAUUGGGCCGUGGGUUUUAUUAAUCUUAGAGCGGGGGAUAUUGUCAUCAUCAGGUAGCGGCCCUAUAUAGCACAGGCAUAGACAAGUAGACAUGCGUACGAAAAAAAAGAAUCCAUAAAUACUUUUAUUAUUUGGAACCAACCAACCAA
Anopheles aquasalis is the source of this 3492-nucleotide messenger RNA. RefSeq names its product probable serine/threonine-protein kinase MARK-B. The record is from RefSeq and is a predicted model, not a curated record. Gene Ontology annotation, molecular function: protein kinase activity; ATP binding. Gene Ontology annotation, biological process: protein phosphorylation. Lineage: Eukaryota; Metazoa; Arthropoda; Insecta; Diptera; Culicidae.